AGAAAGAACAGCGUGCCAAAGGACACUUCUUUUCAAGAGCCCUAGCUCGAGUCUUCUUAUUUGUAUAAUUAAAUAUUCUAGGAUAAGGAAUGGCCAGCUCUGAAUUUACAUAUAAAUUGACCGAUGAGGACAUAAAAAAUCUGAUCCGGCUGAGGACCACAAACGCGUUGCUGUUUACCAGGAAAAGAAAUGCAGCCAAGGCAGCUUGGAGCGCCAUUAUUAGGGAGUUGGGUUUAGAAGACAAGGUGACAGUUGAACAGAUUGCCAAGAAAUGGGAAAACCUAAAGCUAAAAUACAAGGAAAUAAAAUAUCCUCCUCCUGGAAUGGAGGCAGUCGCAAGAUCUUCUCAGUGGAGAUGGUUUAAACUCCUGGAUGAAGCAUUAAAGGAUGAGUUUACGCCUGAUGAUAGCUUUCACUCAAUGACAUCAUCAACAGGCGACGAAGACUGUGGCCCACAGGCCAGCAAGAGGAUAUGCCAGGUGAAAGUAGGAAGUGAUGUAUUAGAACUUCUGGUGGACGAUGACAGUAUAACGCGGGUCGGAGACUCAGGACCAACUGUACUAAGCCAGGAGAGGCUGCUGGGAGAGGAGAACCCGACAAUGCUGUCAGGCCUGGACAUUGAGCGGGCCAGGUUAGCUCAAGAACGACAGAUUCUCGAAAAGGAGCUUGAAGAGCUGGACAGAGAAAGACUGGUAUUAGACAGAGAAAAGGAUCUGGCUGACCGGGAGAAGCUGGCGCUCCAGAGAGACCGGGCGCAGCUGGAGAAAGACAGAGCUGCUGUGGAUAGAGACAGAGCAUCGCUGGAACAGGAUAGAGCCCGGCUGGAGAAAGACAGGGCAGCGUUGGAGAGGGACAAGGCGGCACUUGUGAGAGACAGAGAGACUCUGAAAGCUGAGAAUCAAGGGAAAAACUCUACUGAGUGCAGCCUAGACACUCCACAUGAGAAGAACAGAGAGAAAUUAAUUCUUUUGUUUGAGAGACUGAUAGAAAAGUUCUGAGAUUACAACAACUCUGGUGUUAUCAGCAGUUAAACUGGUGAAUUUAUUUAUUUUUUUCCAGUGUAGUUCCAGGUUUUUUCCACCAUAUAAACAGGAAUAACAUUUUUUGAGGUUUAAAGUCAGGUUUUUAAGGUGCAUAAAUAUCCCAAACCUCUUUUGGGUCAAUUUCCAAAGCAAACAUCAAGCCUAGUACUGUAUUUCACUAUGAAAUACUGUAAUAUUUAGGCCACAAUGAUUUCCAACUUAAGUGUUUUUUUUUUUGAGAACUGGCCCAUUGUAAAAUCUGACAUUAUUCACCAUCGUGUUUGCAUUGUGUUGCUACUUGUAGAUUUCAUUCCAGGGAUAUUGACUGUUUAAACGUCUGACUCUGUCAGAUUAUUUACAUGUAUACGUACGUGAAUAGAAAUAUUCCUUGCUAAUUGUUUGCCUUGUUCAACCUUCGUUAAAGAAAAAAAUAUCAAAAGCUUUAUUGUAAAUAUAGAAUAAAGUACAGUGUUUUGGAAUAAA
Molecule: messenger RNA, 1505 nt
Organism: Neoarius graeffei (lesser salmon catfish)
Lineage: Eukaryota; Metazoa; Chordata; Actinopteri; Siluriformes; Ariidae
Exons: 4
Coding region: 90-998 (302 amino acids)
Source: RefSeq, a predicted model, not a curated record